CGGAAGUAUCCUGUCCUCCUGCCACGUCAGUGGUGUUUAGCUUGAAGCUGUCAAGUGCCUGAGAAGGUUCAGCAAAUCAGCUGUAGCUCAACGGAGGAGACUUUCUGUGAAUUUUAAAUAAUAAUUUCAUUUUUUCCCCCAAAUAAACACCAUGAGAUACCCUUUUAUUUUAAUUUUGGCUGUGUAUAUAGCCGUUGCAAAUGCCACCGAAUUAACUUUUGAAUUGCCCGAUAACGAGAAACAAUGCUUUUACGAGGACCUAGAGCAAGGAGCAAAGUUUGAUGUAGACUUUCAGGUUAUUGCUGGAGGAAACUAUGAUGUUGACUGUUUUGUGACAGAUCCACUGAAUAAUCUGCUGUAUCAAGAACGAAAAAAGCAAUAUGACAGCUUUUCCCAUACAACAACCAUGAAGGGAGUGUACAAGGUCUGCUUUAGCAAUGAGUUCUCAACCUUCUCUCACAAAACUGUUUAUCUGGACUUCAGAACUGGAGAGGAUGACAGAUUAAUGCCUGACAUGAACAGAGUAACAGCUCUCACACAGAUGGAGUCAGCCUGCCUGUCUAUCCAUGAGAUCCUGAAAGUGGUUUCAGACUCUCAGACUUGGUAUCGUCUUCGGGAGGCUCAGGACCGUAUCAGGGCUGAAGACCUGAGUGAACGUGUGCACUUUUGGUCCAUUGGGGAGACCAUCAUCCUGUUUGUGGUCUGUAUUGGCCAGGUGCUUAUGCUUAAGAGUUUCUUCAAUGAGAAGAAAGCCAAUGUUGCCACCAGCACAUAGACCUAGGUUUCUAGUCUGCCAUCUUCUCUCCAUUAAUCAGCUGAUUAAUCAGUCUGAUCCUCUUAAAACAAGCUUGACUGAUGCCUACAACCAACCAAAAAUUACCUCUGUCAAACAAAAUGCCUUAAUUAUAGAGUAAUGCACUAAAAUGCUAUGCAGAGUUCAAUAUCUUGUGUAGUAUAUUCAAAUUGGCCUCUAUGUACAUUACUCACAAUUGCAGUAAUAGAAACUGACCUGCUGCACCAUUAUUCUGGCAUCUCUUAAUGUUUUUUGUUUGUACUAAUGGUGUUUUGUGAAAUUUCUACUUUGUCCACUUUAAAUAUGUGCACUUUAAAUGCAUAUGUCUUAACAUACACUUUAUUUAGAAAAGGAAGAAUAGUUUUGGUGGUUUGUGUUUUGGUAAUUAUGUCAAUAUAAUAAUGAAUGACUGUAUUGAACCUAUGUUUUUCUGUUUAGCAAAGCCCUUCUUUGUUUAUCCCACAUUCAAAAGGGAAAAAUCCAUGGUGAAUAAUUUAUGUAUGUAGAUAUAUCUGGCAAAAAAUGAAAUGGUUAUUUAAAAAUGUAUAAUUUUCUUUUUAAUUAUAAAUCCUGUCACACCAUUACUGUUUUUUUCUCAACUCUUAAGUUACUUUGAGGAUAUGGAACAAGGGCUUGCACAUAUUUUUUUGACUCUAACUGAAACAUCUACUUAAUGUGCAAUUCAAAAGCUGUUUUAUAGGCACAUUACAUGUUCUUUGGAUAUUUGUUACAACCAUAUCUUAUUUUGUAUACCUCAGCACAGGAAGACGAAUUGAUUUGUGACAUCUAUUGAUUUAUUGUGUAAUUAAUACCAUAAAUUGAGUUGUUUAUA
This is a messenger RNA of Sinocyclocheilus rhinocerous, 1625 nucleotides long. Its product is annotated as transmembrane emp24 domain-containing protein 3-like. Bases 152 to 775 code for a protein of 207 amino acids. The record is from RefSeq and is a predicted model, not a curated record. The transcript has 3 exons. NCBI's taxonomy places the organism in Eukaryota, Metazoa, Chordata, Actinopteri, Cypriniformes, Cyprinidae.